UCCGGGUCACGUCAUUACCCGGGGAAGGUUGGAUAUCCGGGUCAAAGAGCGACAUGGUGCUGCAGAGGUUGAGAAUGUUUGUGCACCAUUCUAGGAGUCUCAUGGCAGGAUGCAGGAAGAUACAUCAGACUUCGAGCUGUAAUCGUCCAUUAAUCCCUAUCGUCAUUGAACAAACAGGUCGCGGGGAGCGAGCUUAUGAUAUCUACUCAAGGCUACUGAGAGAGAGAAUUAUUUGUGUCAUGGGACCGAUAGAUGAUAACGUUGCCAGUUUAGUCAUCGCUCAGCUUCUGUUCCUUCAGUCAGAGAGUAACAAGAAGCCGAUCCACAUGUACAUCAACAGUCCUGGUGGUGUGGUGACAGCGGGCCUGGCCAUUUACGACACCAUGCAGUAUAUCCUGAACCCCAUCUCCACCUGGUGCGUGGGGCAGGCUGCCAGCAUGGGCUCCUUGCUACUGGCUGCAGGCUGCCCAGGAAUGAGGCACUCGCUGCCCAACGCUCGCAUCAUGGUCCACCAGCCCUCGGGAGGGGCAUCUGGCCAGGCCACUGACAUCGCCAUUCAGGCAGAAGAGAUCCUCAAAAUUAAGAGGCAGAUUAAUAAUAUUUAUGCCAAGCACACCAAGCAGCCACUCCCAGUGAUCGAAGGAGCGAUGGAACGGGAUCGAUAUAUGAGCCCAGUGGAGGCUCAGGAAUUCGGGAUAAUCGACAAGGUCCUCGUUCACCCUCCACACAACGGGGAGGAUGAGCCACAGCUCGUUCACAAGGAGGAAGCUACCGCACCGGGCACUCCCGAGCCCUGAGCUGCAAGCUCCAUCUGACGCGCCUUCUCCCAACUUCUCUGCCGCAUGUAGAUCAACACUUUGUAUUAAACAUUUUUCGACAAAGAAGCCUCUCAAAUGUUGCCUCUCCAAGAGAUGUGAACACAGAAUCUAGGCCUGUACAUCCCACACAGCACUGAGGAAAACCAACACUGUUGGAGAUAGGGUCUUUCAUUAAGCCAACGCUCCAUCUGCUCGCCCUUCGAGGAAAAGGGUCCAAGAGCCCCAAGGUAAUGUUUAGCUCUAUGUUGCAGCUCCCCCCCCCCCCCAACCCCA
Messenger RNA from Hypanus sabinus (Atlantic stingray), 1091 nucleotides. RefSeq names its product caseinolytic mitochondrial matrix peptidase proteolytic subunit (gene clpp). Bases 54 to 797 code for a protein of 247 amino acids. The record is from RefSeq and is a predicted model, not a curated record. Gene Ontology annotation, biological process: protein quality control for misfolded or incompletely synthesized proteins. NCBI's taxonomy places the organism in Eukaryota, Metazoa, Chordata, Chondrichthyes, Myliobatiformes, Dasyatidae. Gene Ontology annotation, cellular component: endopeptidase Clp complex. Gene Ontology annotation, molecular function: ATP-dependent peptidase activity; ATPase binding; serine-type endopeptidase activity. The transcript is spliced from 7 exons.